GCCCCGGCUCGCGCUUCAUUCUGAGCCGAGCCAGGUGCCGCGCAGCCAGCUCAGCCCCCCAACCCCCUGCGGCGGCUCCCUUUCCCCGGCCUCUCCUCCUCCUCCGAGCAGCAUGAAAGCCUUCAGUCCGGUGAGGUCCGUUAGGAAAAACAGCCUGUCGGACCACGGCUUGGGCAUCUCCCGGAGCAAGACCCCGGUAGACGACCCGAUGAGUCUGCUCUACAACAUGAACGACUGCUACUCCAAGCUCAAGGAACUGGUGCCCAGCAUCCCGCAGAACAAGAAGGUGACCAAGAUGGAAAUCCUGCAGCACGUCAUCGAUUACAUCCUGGACCUGCAGAUCGCCCUGGACUCUCACCCCACGAUUGUCAGCCUGCACCACCCAAGACCUGGACAGAACCAGGCGUCCAGGACGCCGCUGACCACCCUCAACACGGACAUCAGCAUUCUGUCCUUGCAGGCAUCUGAAUUCCCUUCUGAGCUUAUGUCAAGUGAUAGCAAAGUACUCUGUGGCUGAAUACAUGGCAUCUGGGGACUUUUUUUUUUUUUUAACUUUCUCUUUUUCUUUUGCACAAUAAGAAGUCUACAGGAUCUUUUUAAGUCGCUGAACUUUUUGUUUUGUUUAUUUUCAACCAUUUCACCAGGAGAACAAGUUGAAUGGACCUUUUUAAAAAGAGAAACGGAAGGAAAGCUGAGAGUGAUCAUCUUCCCCCAGGAGUUCUCCAGCCUGGACUGUGAUACCGUUAUUUAUGAGAGACUUUCAAUGCCCUUUCUACAGUUGGAAGGUUUUCUUUAUAUACUAUUCCCACCAUGGGGAGCGAAAAACGUUAAAAAUCACAAGGAAUUGCCCAAUCUAAGCAGACUUUGCCUUUUUCCAAAGGUGGAGCGUGACUACCCGAAGGACCCAGUAUUCGGUUACUUAAAUGAAGUCUUUGGUCAGAAAUGGCCUUUUUUGACGCGAGCCUACUGAAUGCUGUGUAUAUAUUUAUAUAUAAAUAUAUAUAUAUAUAUAUUGAGUGAAGCCUUGUGAACUCUCUAAUUAGAGUUUUCUUGUAUAGUGGCAGAAAUACCUAUUUCUGCAUAAAAAUGUAAUGACGUACUUAUGCUAAACUUUUUAUAAAAGUUUAGUUGUAAACUUAACCCUUUUAUACAAAAAUAAAUCAAGUGUGUUUAUUGAAUGUCGAUCGCUUGCUUUAUUUCAGACAACCAGUGCUUUGAUUUUUUUUUAUGAUGCUAUGUUAUAACUGAACCCAAAUAAAUACCAGUUCAAAUUUAUGUAGACUGUAUUAAGAUUAUAAUAAAACGUGUCUGAUGUCAA
This is a messenger RNA of Peromyscus leucopus (white-footed mouse), 1318 nucleotides long. RefSeq names its product inhibitor of DNA binding 2 (gene Id2). The record is from RefSeq and is a predicted model, not a curated record. Gene Ontology annotation, cellular component: cytoplasm; nucleus. The coding region runs from base 113 to 517 and encodes 134 amino acids. Lineage: Eukaryota; Metazoa; Chordata; Mammalia; Rodentia; Cricetidae. Gene Ontology annotation, biological process: circadian regulation of gene expression; negative regulation of transcription by RNA polymerase II; cell differentiation. Gene Ontology annotation, molecular function: transcription regulator activity; protein dimerization activity. The transcript is spliced from 3 exons.